AUGGCUGCUGAUCAUCAAAAUUCCAUCACUUUCACGAAUAUUAUGGGGCAGGGUCGCAUAAAUCAACUAGGUGGUGUUUUUAUCAAUGGUCACCCUCUUCCACAGCACAUUCGAUUGAGAAUUGUGGAAAUGGCUUCAAGCGGAGUAAAACCAUGUCAUAUCAGCAGGCAGUUACGUGUAUCCCAUGGAUGUGUAUCCAAAAUUCUAUACAAAUAUGCAGAAACUGGAUCUGUUUCUCCUGGCCAAAUUGGCGGCAACUCGCGAUCAAGAAAAGCGCUUGUAGCAGUUGAAAAUCAUAUUAUUCGAUUAAGGAACAAAUAUCCUCUUAUGAAUGCCAAUCAAAUUCGUUUUUAUUUAAUUGAGAAAGGCAUAUGUUCAAAAUCCAACGUUCCUACUGUAUCUUCGAUCCAUAAGUCAAAUUUGAAACAUUUGUCAGAAAAUGGACCAUCGAAGAUUUCUUGCAUUAAACAUAGCAUUGACGACAUUCUUGGUGAUAACAAAGAUUUCGAAGAAUGCCGAGAAAGUUUACCAAGUCGAAUUCGUCGCAAUCGUACGAAUUUUUCGCAAGAACAACUAGCAAUUUUAGAGGCUGCAUUCAAAUCAAAUGCAUAUCCAGGUCAAGAACUGAGAGAGAAAAUUUCCUUGGCUACAAAAUUAGAUGAGAGUAAAAUACAGGUAUGGUUCAGCAAUAGAAGAGCGAGAUGCCGGAAAUCGUUAGCAACUAAUUCAGCAAAUCCAUUGUUGCUUAAUCAAAGCAAUUAUAUAAUACCGCCUUUUCAUAAUAUGGUACUCAAUUUUUGGUUUUUUUGCGGUUUAAUGGAAAUAUUCUUUAAUCAUGCUUUAUCACAAAUGUUUUAG
Molecule: messenger RNA, 858 nt
Organism: Dracunculus medinensis (Guinea worm)
Lineage: Eukaryota; Metazoa; Nematoda; Chromadorea; Rhabditida; Dracunculidae
Source: the annotation of a GenBank genome assembly